AUGGGCGUCGAAGACGGCGGCGCAGAAGAAAGGGGCAGCGGCAUCGACGACCCAUGCGCCGAAGAUUUGGGGGGCAUCACCAGCGGCACACACAAUUUGGACAGUGGCAGCGACGUCCCCCAAGAAGGGAGCCUCGGCGUCGACGACCCUGGUGUUGGAUACAAGAAAAGGUGUAGAGGCCGCGAAGGACCUGAUGUUCGAGAUGGGCCGCCCAGGGAGUUUGGAGCAGUGGAGUUAGCCCUGCGGAAUUCGUCAACAAGGGGGACGAAGUACAUUUUGGAGCCAGUUAUUGGCACUUCGUUCGACUCUCUGGCGGAAGCCUACGAAUUCUACAACCUGUACUCAUGGGAGGUUGGUUUUGGUAUUCGAUAUGGGAAAAGCUACACAAACGGGAAGCAUUACCGGUCAUCGCAAGAACUGAUUUGUCAGUUGCAGGGGUUUGACAACAGGGACAAAAAUGAUUCCCCCCGUUGUGGGUGCAAGGCGAUGAUUCGUCUGCACAGCAGGCGGCAGUACACAUGUUUUGGAGAUGUGGUGGUGUUCGACACAACUUACACCACAAAUCUGUACAAGAUGCCGUUUGGGUUGUUUGUUGGCGUCAAUAACCACUUCCAGACAGUGAUAUAUGUUGGUAUCCUGAUGUCAGAGGAGACAAUAGAGGGAUUCAAUUGGGCAUAUAAAGAAUUUGUAUCGCUCAUGGGAGGCAAGGCUCCCUUGACAAUGUUGACAGAUCAGUGUCGGGCCAUGGAGGUGGAUAUCGGCAUGACUCUUCCAAGUACUGUACACCGCUGGUGUAAGUGGCAUGCUUUCCGGAAGGCUAAAGAAGAACUAGGUGUCAUUUUUAGUAAGCAAACAGGUUUCAAGGACGCCUUCCACAAUGUUGUUAAUGAGAUGCUGACUAUUGACGAGUUUGAGAAGGCCUGGGGUAGGCUUAUUGAAGAUUUCGGGCUUGUUGAGAACAGUUUCAUGAUUCGGGCGUUCGAGGCUCGACACAACUGGGCGAAACCAUUUUUCAAGGACAAGUACUGUGCAAGGAUGAUUUCGACUCAGAGAGUUGAGAGUGCAAACCACAUGUUGAAGACAUAUGUCCCUCGAAAUUCUUCAAUGAACAAGUUUGUGUCCCAGUACAACAAACUACUUAAAGAUAGGAAUGAAGCUGAAGAUCAUGUUCCGGGGAGUCUUCCAAAGAAGCCCCGCAGGCAGAACAAAUGUCGGAAAUGUGGUGGUUGAGGCCACAACUCGGCAACAUGUACCGCAGGCUUUGAAGAAGAAGAUGCAGGAUUGGAAGACGAUGCUUUGUUCAAAUUACUUUCUGUAUUGUAACGCCUCCAGAUGUCUUUAAUGUUGGCAUUUUGUCUAUUUGAAUUAUUCUGAUGAAUCGAAUUGCCAGUAUCUGUAGCA
Molecule: messenger RNA, 1401 nt
Organism: Lolium perenne
Lineage: Eukaryota; Viridiplantae; Streptophyta; Magnoliopsida; Poales; Poaceae
Product: protein FAR1-RELATED SEQUENCE 5-like
Biological process (GO): regulation of DNA-templated transcription
Source: RefSeq, a predicted model, not a curated record